AUGGAGUCUGAGGAAUCGCUUUUGAGACCUUGCAAGUCGUUACCGCCUCUCUUCAAGGACCAUGAUGCUCUGCAAAACCGAAUAAGCCCAUAUCUAGGUAGCGUCUCCUCUACACAGGGCGAGAUGGGUCAAGGGGUCAGUAGUCCCCCAAUGGAGAACGAGGGAAGCUAUGUGACGCAAGAAGAUGAUGUGAUAACGCAAGAAGACAAGGUUUUCAGGUCUCAUAAGGGCAAAGAAACAGAGUCGGCGGCGAAUGUCAGGAGGGAAGGUCCUCUAAACCUUCUCGACUUGCCCUUAGACAUACUGAAGGAUAUCUUGAAGGAGCACCUCAAGGUGACACACACGAGCGAUUUGUGUAGUCUUGCCGCCUCGAACUCUGCCCUACAUUCUGUCGCUAUCCCUCUCAUCUAUAGCAGAUUCGAUAUAGUAUGGCCAGAGACCCACAAUUCUAUCGAGCCCCGUAUAGGCGUCGAUGCAUUGACGUACGGCCUCGCCACGCUUGUGAUGAGAGAAGACUUGUUCGAACAUGACAUGCUUUCCAAUAGUCCUACUUGUGGAGCAUCCUGCCAGAGAUACACAUGCACACAGUGCGGCGCUGUGAACCUCUUGAACCAAACGUCAAACAUUCCCGUCAAGCACCGAAGAUUACGACGAGGCAACUACUUUUCCCAAUUCACUAAGAAAUUCUCUCUUGGGAAUGGCCCCGCCGAUUGGGUCGCGGACUAUCUUGUGACAAAAGAAAGUGGGAAAUUGCUAGGAACGCUGGUCGCAUUGAGCGUUGCUCGAAUGCCAAACUUGGUGUGGGAUACGCCUACCGGAAUUUUGAGAGAUAUAUGGAUAGCUCUGUCAUCUCUAGGCGACUAUCAGUCACCUAAAUUAGAGAAGCUUUGGGUGCGCAUGCACGACAACAGAGCGGCUCUGUCAGAAGCUGAAGUCACUCAAACGAAUACUGCUUCACAACCUGCUCAAGACGCACCUAGCCAGGCACCUGCGUUAGCACCCGCACAGGGAACGCCAUAUCAAAAUUUCGAUUUGGGAGGUGUCCCAAGGUUGGUGUUAGCAAAAAAUCAUAGGGAGGAGCCUAAUUUCUCCAUCAUGCCUCCCCUACGUUCGCUAACGGUCCUUGAUAUUGACGAGAUAGCGUAUAUAGAGGAAUUGAGCGUACUUCUGCGGCGUUCAUUGGGCAAAUUGCGGGAAUUGCGCAUCGGCUUUGGUCCAAUUCUCUACAGUUCAUACAACGAUCGCGAACAACCACCCUUGAGAUAUGUAGCUACAGGUGGUCCACUACCAUUACUGAUGAGCAAGAUAUACGACUACUUAGGAGAUCUCGACAGGAUGACACUGCGGCCCGAAUAUGAUACUGAAAGCGGACAGUUGAUAAAAUGUCCAGAUGAUGCAACGAACGAAGACACAAAAUCUCCACCUCCGACGUCCAUUGCCUUCAUUUUAGGUCCACCCAUGAAUGGAGCAGAAGUUACGUCUAAUGACAUGAAUCAUGAACCAAUUUCUGGUCGGCCAGAGUCCAAAGUACCUAGGAUGAACUUGGAUGCUAUUGACCCGGCGUUAUUAGAGGGAGCUGCAUCCCAUGAAGGCCGAGAGAUGCCAGGACCACAAUCAGUACCAGAGAGGAGCCCGGUCGGGAUGUCACAAGAUCCGGUGGAGCGGCUUGAGGUGACAGAAAAGUCAACAAGCGAUCAAAGGUCGCUCAUUCAAGGAGGACUGCAGGAAACCGCUACAGCGGGCUCCACGACUUCCCACAAUGGUCUGAAGCCUAUACAGAGACUGCAACUCGAGACCCUUGAAAUCGAAAAAGUUACUCUGCAUGUGAUCACAUUGUAUGAAACGCUAGACUGGACAAUACUUACGAGUUUGACUUUACUGAAUUGUGGAGGCACCGAGAAUUUGUGGUCUUGCCUCCAGGAAAAAUUCCCGCCUCGAAAGACAUUGGUCGUUUCAAUACCCAUGCAAUCCACCAAAAAGCGUGGAAGCCAACCUCGUCUCCGCCGCAUGCCUUCUUCGGAAGCCUUAUCAAAGACAUCGGAGUACCCUCUCAGUCUAAAAAGAAUCCAUACCGACCACGUCACAUCCACCCUCAUUUCGUUCCUCAAGCACGCACUCGCUCCGGAUAGCCUCGAAUGGCUGUUCCUCCAGGACACUAGCAUGCAUGGAUCGUUAGUACCCCUCGACGCCAUUUAUCGCGGCGCUCUACGCCGCCACCGCUCUAGCCUCACGAAGGUCAUGAUUGACAGCGCCAUUGUUUCUCAAGGAAGCCGUAUGCGCGGCGUAACCGCUAAAAAGUGGAUGCUCACCCGUGAAGUACUCACAUUCAUAACUAGUGGAAGGAUGAGUCGACUCAGGGAGCUUGCGAUGACUAUCCAGUACAAAGACUGGCACUUCUUCCUGCAGAGACUACCUCAGAUACCUCACCUCCGCUCGCUGUACGUACCCUAUAUCGCCGACCAUCCCUACGGAGGUUCGUUGAACGUGAAGGAUUUCGCCUUGAGCGCCAUAGAUGUUGUUGCUUUGAGGCCAGAGGUGGAGCUUUGCUAUUUGGGCAUAAAAGACAAGUGCUUCGAGAUUCUGGAGACGAAAGAUAGGAAGUCAAAGGACGGAGCUGGCUCCGCCUCAUCGACUGCAGGAGGCGGUGAAUCUGACAAUGAUGAGGAUGCCGAGGUUCACCAUGACCAUGACGAUGACGACGAUGAUGACAGCGAGGACGAAGACCCAGCGCCCGUGACUCCGGCAACACAGACGCAGGCACAGGGUACGGACUCGGACAUCGAUCCCGUCACCGAUGACGACGAGCGGGACCCUGCCGGCAGUGGGGCUAAUGUCAAGCUGAAGCUGAGGGAGAUCUUGUUCUAUGACGACCGGAUAUCGAUCUUCAAGGCAAGACACAGACGGCUUUAG
Messenger RNA from Letharia lupina, 2910 nucleotides. RefSeq lists its product as uncharacterized. The transcript is spliced from 4 exons. Lineage: Eukaryota; Fungi; Ascomycota; Lecanoromycetes; Lecanorales; Parmeliaceae. The record is from RefSeq and is a predicted model, not a curated record. Bases 1 to 2910 code for a protein of 969 amino acids.